AUGGGCUGUGCUAAAGGGAGGGUCUUUGGUAGAUGGGAUAAAUAAGGCAGGAGUCAUAUGCUUCAUGGCUUUUCUAGUCUCUUCUUGCCUUGUCCUGUACUGCAGAAGAGAAAUGGCUACGUCAGACAGGUGACUUACUCUCUUUCAAUUACUAAGCAAUAACUUUGAAACAUUCUAUAUUUCAGAGAUAUUGAUAGUGGACAACCAUGGUUAUUUGAUAGGGAAAAAGGAAUAAAGGGAAUAAAAUGUAAUUUGGUGGUUUAAUUUGAAUGUGGUAAUCUGUAUAAUUGUAGAGUAACAAUUAUUAAAAAGGGAGAAAUGUGUUAAAACGUAUUAUAUAUGUUUACAUAUACAUAUAUGGUGUUCAAAUAUUUUUAUUAAUUUGUUGAAACUGUCAGUUUGUAAAUAAUAAUAAAAAAUAAUAAAUAAUCAUGAGAAAAGGUAUCCAAAUAGUGGUAGUUGUUUAUUGAAACUUGAUUGCAUUAUGGUAAAUGGUCUGCACUUAUAUAUUAUGGUAGCUUGUUUGUCAAUUUAAUUUUUUUGCAUAUUAAAACUGCCUAUAAGUAGUGUAUAUAGCGUAUGCUUAGAAACUGGAGAGAUACCAUUCAAAUAAUAUGCUGGAGGAAUGGGAAUGGGGAUGGAUGCUGUAUGUUGGUGGGUGCAUGUUAUGGAACAUCAGGAGGGAGAGGAAGCGUGUGAAAGACAGAUGGUCACUCAGUGGAGUUGUUCCUUUUUCUCCUCCUGGCAUGCACUCCCUCUUGGAUUCUGUUUCCCUAUGUUGACAGUAAUCCAAUAUGUUACCUGAUGAUGAAAAAUGUUUCUUCUUCUUCUACCUCUUAUAAUAUUACCUGUUGGUUGACACGGCAACUUUUCUGCUGACCAAGACCUCGUUCUAAUCUCAAUCUUCUAAUUUUCUCUUUACUUUCCUGCAGAUCCCUUGAUGAUGACUCUCAAAUUUAAUUCCACUUUAAAAAUCUCCAUGUAAACAUAUAAACAUCACAAUAGUUGCUUUUUAAAAAAACAACAACAUAAAACAUUGAUUGAAGUGGGAGACAAGAGGAAGAGAGAAGCAUUUUAGCCUUUUUGGUUAUUUAAAAAUUUUCACCUAGUUAUUACCGGUGUAUUAAGUGGAUUAACAUAUAUACUUAAACACCAUUUAAGAGCAUGCAUACAGUGUUAGGUUGUCUAUCCACGGGAGUGCCCACUCUUCUUCUGGGCUUAAUUCUGCUGUGGUAUCCCUUGUUGGUUACAAGUCAGAAUGACACUGAGCCUAUUGUACUGGAAGGUAAAUGUUUAGUGGUCUGUGACUCAACACCAUCUUCAGAACCAGCAAAUAAUGCAUUGGGCAUGUCUGUACGCUCAGGCACUGGUCGAGUGGCCUUCUCUGCCACUCGCCAAACCAACCAUGAACCCACAGAUAUGAGCAACCGUACCAUGAUCAUCUACUUUGACCAGAUCUUGGUGAAUGUGGGUGGUCAUUUUGACCAGGAAAGCAGUGUCUUUUUGGCCCCAAGGAGAGGGGUGUACAGCUUUAACUUCCAUGUAGUGAAAGCUUACAACAGACAAACCAUACAGGUGAGCUUGAUGCUUAAUGGAUGGCCAAUGAUUUCUGCCUUUGCUGGUGACCAAGAUGUAACCAGAGAGGCAGCCACUAAUGCUGGAUUGGUGAUCAUGGAGAGGGGUGACAAGGCCUACCUUAAAUUGGAGCGGGGUAAUUUGAUGGGAGGCUGGAAAUAUUCCACUUUCUCAGGCUUUCUGGUCUUCCCCCUAUAAAAAAAAGUGUUCAAAAGGGUUGGCCAGAAAACUAAUAUACAGUAACAGUGGGGUGGAAAAAAAUGUCAGUAUGUCUAAGCAAGCAAGACUAGUAUAAUAGUAGAAUAAUUAUAUUUCAGAUGAUUUGUAAGGCAACAUAUACAAUCUGACGUUAUUUCUAGCAGAGGUUAAUUAACAUUAUAGAUAAAAUCAUUUAAACAAGAUUGCUUCAAUGUGUUUUCUUGUACCGUACUGUGCAAAAAUAAUAGGCACCCUAUUUUUUUUAACACGGAAAGUUGUAUUAGUUAUUUAUUUUAGGACUUCUGCAUUGUUGGACGAGACAAACAACCUUUUAGAUUUCUAAUUUUUUUUUUUGUAAGUUAAAUGUUACAGAAAUUUUUAUAUGUCAGUAAAUUUAGUAAUAUAUUAAGUAAUGGAUGACUUUUCAGACAAAAACAUAGGAAUGUUGGUUGUCAGGUAAUACCAAUGUGUGUGUGUGUGUGUAUAUAUAUAUAUAU
This is a messenger RNA of Ictalurus furcatus (blue catfish), 2270 nucleotides long. It is a transcript of the gene cbln12, whose product is annotated as cerebellin 12. The record is from RefSeq and is a predicted model, not a curated record. The coding region runs from base 1165 to 1773 and encodes 202 amino acids. The transcript is spliced from 3 exons. Gene Ontology annotation, molecular function: protein binding. Gene Ontology annotation, cellular component: synaptic cleft; glutamatergic synapse. NCBI's taxonomy places the organism in Eukaryota, Metazoa, Chordata, Actinopteri, Siluriformes, Ictaluridae.